Molecule: messenger RNA, 582 nt
Organism: Arvicola amphibius (Eurasian water vole)
Lineage: Eukaryota; Metazoa; Chordata; Mammalia; Rodentia; Cricetidae
Product: proline-rich protein 23A3-like
Exons: 1
Coding region: 1-582 (193 amino acids)
Source: RefSeq, a predicted model, not a curated record
AUGCCUCGGCGAAGCCCCAGGGCCUACCCGGUGCCCUGCUGGGGCCCGCAGCCAGAAGAAGCCAACCCUGCCAAGCGCCGCCGCCUCCAGGAGCCUGCCUACCUGGGGUCUUUGGCACAGCCAGACCUGGAAGCAUCCGCCAGGCCUGCCAGCCAAGAGCUCACCUCCACGGUGGUCGUUCCCACCGGCUGUGCCAUGCAAUUACACGUGGAAGACGUCGACCUGCUGCUGGAGCCCGAACCGACCUCGCUCAGGCCAGUGUCGUUACCUGGACACACCACCAUCCUGGUCCCCGAGGGCCUCCAAGCCUCCUCCCAACCCGGGCAGGCUGUGUUCUGGCCUGCCGGCAUGCAGGAGGUCGCUGUCCCGAACAUGCUCCAGGACCACCACGUCUUUGCCCUCCACCAGGGAUUCAGUGGUGCCGAGAGCUAUGCUCCUUGUUCCAUCUGGAGCCUCCAAAGCAGCACGCGCUGGCCUCUGCCCAGCUCACAACUGCAGCCUCUCCCUCCAUCGCCUCCUCCAAGUCAUCGAGAGCAAACCUCUGAGAGUCCAUUGGACAGGGUCAAGAGGCGCCUCUUCUAG